AUGCAUCUCGACAAAGGUUUACAUGAAGAAGAUUCUGACGAUGACAAGGAUGACCCUUGCCUUAUCUUCUGGCUUAUUUCUCUUCAAGUUCAAUAUAAUAAUGACCUUCCUUACGUCAGAAAAUAUCUUUUAUUCCAUAGAGCUCUAUAUACUGAAAAAAUGGAUAUUCAGUUUACUCUCUACGAAAGAUCGACUUCUGAUUAUCCUGUUACACCAAUCAGCCCAUCUACAGCUCUUUUUGUUGAUCACUCAUUUGAGAGUCCCCUUCCUGCCAAUCUGAGUUCCCAUGAUGUAAAUCAUUUGGAUAGCUCCCUUGAAAAUACGGGUUCUUCAGAUAAUUUUUUUGGUGAUAUUAUUACUCCGACUAUUAAUUGGAAUAAUUAUCUUGAUCCCAAUGUUAAUGAAGAUGAAUUAAUUGAGGAUGACCUAAAAAUGGAUGAAUUUUUGGACUCAGUGUAUGCUGCAUUUGGUCUUCCUUCGGUUUUAUCAACUAUUUCUUCUUCUUCUUUCUCGGUUUUAGUUUCUUAUGAUGAUACGAGUUUGAUAUUUUUAUCCGAUUCGGAUGAUGAAUUUUCAGAUUCUGAUGAUGAAUCUUCUUUCCUGCCUUUUGAUGAUGAAACUUUAUUGUAUUAUGAAACUGAAUGGAUAGAGUUAUUUUUCCGUUCAGUUUGUUUUUCCUUUAUUCCGCUUUAUUUACGGCCUCCCUUUAUUAAUUUGGAUUUGACUGAAAUCUCUUCGAAACAACUUCCUGCUUCUUUGCCUCCGCUCUCCUUCCUCGACUUAAGGGUCACUCAUGGACGUUGGUUAUUUUGGAAACUUUUUGUACGAUUUUCAGGUUUUGGAGCGGUCUUAGUUCCUCCUUCUUUUUCGUCUGCAGAUUUUAAAUUUUAUGAUAGACUGUAUCGUCUUCAUCCUUCCAUUUAUGAUCAAAUAGCUCGCUUUACGUGUUUAUUUGAAAUAUAUGCUGGACUUUUUCUAAUAUGCGUUACUCUUCCUUAG
Rhizophagus irregularis DAOM 181602=DAOM 197198 is the source of this 999-nucleotide messenger RNA. Lineage: Eukaryota; Fungi; Glomeromycota; Glomeromycetes; Glomerales; Glomeraceae. The record is from RefSeq and is a predicted model, not a curated record.